This is a messenger RNA of Owenia fusiformis, 1069 nucleotides long. Lineage: Eukaryota; Metazoa; Annelida; Polychaeta; Sabellida; Oweniidae. The record is from the annotation of a GenBank genome assembly.
AAGAUAUAGAAAUGGAGAUAAAAUAUAUCAUGGCGUGUCGUGGAUUGAUUCACUCCGUAAGGUUUUACUAUAGCGACAAACCGGAAGUAUCAAAAUGUCGAAGGGUACCACAAUCAAGGAAGCUCUAGCAAAAUGGGAGGAAAAAAAUGGCGAGAAAGCUUGUGAUGCAAUAAAGGUUGAUCUUUACUUCCAAAUCUCUCCCAUUGAAAAAAUGGAUGCAUCUUUAUCAACACUCACAUGUUGCCAAAAGUUGUCUUUAUCUACAAACUGUAUUGAAAAAAUAGCCAAUCUGAAUGGUCUCAAAAAUCUUAAAAGACUAUCCCUGGGAAGGAACAACAUAAAAAGUUUAACAGGAUUGGAAGCAGUUGGUGAUACUUUAGAAGAGCUAUGGAUAUCAUACAAUUUUAUAGAAAAGUUGAAAGGAAUAAAUGUCCUUAAAAAACUAAAAAUACUUUACAUGUCCAAUAACAAUGUCAAGGACUGGGGUGAAUUUGGAAAAUUGAGUGACCUGCCAUGUUUAGAGGAACUCUUGUUCACUGGAAACCCCCUUGAAGAAAAACAUUCAGCCGAUGGGGACUGGAGGGAUCUCGUCAUCAAAAAGCUUACCAAACUCAAAAAAUUGGAUGGUGAACCUGUCGUCAGAGAUGAUGCUGAUGAAGACUAAUAGAUGGCAGCUCUUAUUUGCGCACAGUUUUCUAGAAAAUGUGUUGUUGUUACUGAGACUGUUAUCUAAUCUCACAAAUAAACAGACACAGAAAGAAAACAUAAAAACAGUUAGACAACCUUGGAAAACUGUGUGAAACAGAAUGUAUACUUAUUGUACAUAAUGUUAUAUACAAAUCAACAAAAAUGGACAAAGUGAAGAUACUAAGUUUGGGAAUAAUAUUCAAAAAAGAAAAUGAAAUAGUUUGUUCAAAUAUGCAGUUUCUCAGACAUUUAAAAAUAUUUUGCUGUUAUUUGAUUUAGAAUUUUGUAAAUAUAAAUGUAUAUAUUUGUGUUGUUAUGUAUAGUAAUACACUCUAUGUGAAAUAUUGUAUAUGAAAUAAAUUGCAUGAAUUUAAUAUGGCAC